Messenger RNA from Rotaria sp. Silwood1, 1386 nucleotides. NCBI's taxonomy places the organism in Eukaryota, Metazoa, Rotifera, Eurotatoria, Philodinida, Philodinidae. The record is from the annotation of a GenBank genome assembly.
AUGUUCUUCAUAAAACAAUUUCUAUUUGUGCUAUUUGCAUUAUCAAGUAAAACAUGUUUUUUACACAAUGUCGCGACAACAACAAUAUCACCAACAAUUAUAUUAAAUAGUAAUAAUAAAUCUUCGGUGACAAAAAUUGUAAAUACGAAUUCUUCAGUAGAUGAAAAAGAAAACGAGAAAAUAUCGAUUUCAUCAUCUGAAGAUAUAAUUAGUAGUGAUACAACAGCUGAUGAAAUUAAAAAUGAAGUAUCUGUUAAUGAGUUAUUAGAAACAUCUAAAGAAUCAGUUGUUAUUGUUAUACCAGAAAUUCAUCAGGGACCACAUUAUGAAAUUGAUUGGAGUUUUAUUGAUAAAGAUACAAUUCGUGUAACAUUUGAUCUAUUCUCUAUUCCAAAAUCAUUAAUUGAAAAUAAUAUAUAUUCCGAAAAAAAUAAACGUAAAUUAAAUCUACUAGCAACUAUGACUACAAUGCCUUCAAAUUCACUUAAAUCAAUAUUUUCAUUAGAAUAUUUUCUUUUUAUUAUCCGACCAUAUAACCAAAAUCGAGAAAUUAUACUUAAAAUGGAAAAAUUAAAUUUAAAAAAUACAACAUUGAAUACAUAUUCUUAUUUUUCAAAUUCAUUAAGAUUAACUUCAUUAAAUCAUAAUGAAAAAUAUAGUAUUUGUAUCUGUUAUUAUCAAACGAAUAGUUCAACAAAAACUCCAGAUUUACUUCUUUGUCAAGAUGUUAUCAAUGAUUAUGCAAAAUUUGCUCAUUUGAGAGCAGAUCCAACACAUGGUCUUUUCUUUAUUACAACGCAGUAUUCAAUUAUCAUUGGCUUACUCGUCGUUUUACAAAGUAUUUUUUCAAUACGAAAACGACGUAUAACUCAAUAUAUUACUCAACAUUUAACAACUACAGCACACAAUAUUCGUACUACACUUUCAUCAGUUAGUCUGGGACGGCAAUCAUGUUCUUCAUUAGAUGCGGCAGCUGAACAACAGCAACAUUCAACAAAAUCUCACACAACUCAACGCGAACCAACGAUUGGUGAAGAAAAGAAAAUAAAAAAACGGAUUAUAUCAUCGCCAGCUAUUGUAAUUAAUCAACUAUCUGUGCCCACAAAUGAUGGUGCUACUAGUUCCGAUGAAACUGAACCAUUCCUUAAAAAUAUGCCGAGCAAAAAUCAUGUACAUUUUUUACUUGGUCCAGGCGAAGGAUCUGAUAACGAUGAUGAAGAUAAUGAGAAUGAAGAUGUCCACAACAAUAAAUCAUGGAAUCCACAAUCGACACCAACACAUGAAGAACCUUAUCAAGAUCAAGCGGACGCUUUGUUGUCCAUGGCUCAUAUAUUGGAUACAAAUAAACCAUGGUCUCGGCAUAGUCAACAUACGUCUCCAGUUUGA